Lathyrus sativus (Indian pea) is the source of this 441-nucleotide messenger RNA. The record is from the annotation of a GenBank genome assembly. Lineage: Eukaryota; Viridiplantae; Streptophyta; Magnoliopsida; Fabales; Fabaceae.
AUGAGUCAAAUAAGUUACAACCGAGUUAGCAGCAGCAGUAAAGGAUCAUCAUCAUCAUCAUCUUGCCAUGGAAAAUGCAGAGGAUUUAGGCUGAACCUCACAAGACUUUACUUUUCGCGGCUACGCAAAAGGGUCGAUUUCUUUCUAAGAUUCUUUGAUAAGUUGAAACUUUCACAUGCAGAAGCUUUUGGGUUGUUGAAGAAAGUUUUCUGCAGAAAAAGUGGAUUGAAAAGAAACAACAGCAACAGUAGUAGGAAUGGUUUAAUGAAAGAGGAAAGAGGAAAGAAUCAAGGUGAUUGUAGAGUUUCAUCUCAUGGAAUGAAUAAUUCUUUUUAUGCAGAAGCUAUUGCAGAUUGUUUGGAGUUCAUCAAAAGAACAUCUAUUUCUUCUAUGGAUCAAAUUCAAGACCCAAUUGGUCAUAUUCAUGAUAGAAACUUAUGA